AUGGCCCCAAUUGCAGUUCAAGAGCCUCAAGUUAUUCAAGUUAAUGAAAAAUCAAAUGAAGAUCCCGCAGAGAUAUCCCCGAAGUGGUUGGAGCUCUGCAAUAAUAAACAAGCUGAAAGAGAAAGAUCGAUCCCAGCUGAGUGGAGGAUUCCAGCAAGUCGUUUAACAACAGAAAAGAAAAACUUACUCGACGUGCCGGCGACUUGUGGUAUUCUCACAGAAGAAGAAAUUAAAAUUACAUCGGAGUUCAAUGCAAUAGAGCUCCUGGAACAGAUCAAGAGCGGAAAAUUGUCAUCUGAGACUGUGACCGUAGCAUUUUGCAAGAGAGCUGCUAUUGCACAACAACUCGUCAACUGCUUGACCGAAAUAUUUUUUGACGAGGCCAUCGCUAGAGCAAAGGCCCUUGAUGAGGAGAGGAAACUACACCCCGAGUGGCCACUCAGACCACUGCAUGGUCUACCAAUCUCAUUGAAAGACAGUUUUAAACUCAAAGGGAAAGAUUCUUCGAUUGGACUUGCAUGUUUUGUGGGAAAGCCAGCAACAGCCAACUCUACACUUAGUUACCGGAAAACCAUCGAAGAGACAGGCGAACCUCUUGUCCCAUCUAUGCAAAAAAUAGGACUGCCAAACAUCCCACACAGGAGCUUGGGAGAUCUUGUACGCUUCAGUACUGCCCAGUUUACGGCGCGAAUUGCAUGGCAUAAGAUAUGGAGGGCAUUGCAACUAGAUGCUAUACUGAUGCCUGUGGCACCACAUACCGCUGUCCCAAAGGACACUUGGCGAGUCAUCAACUAUACGGGACUCUUUAACUUCCUAGAUUAUCCAGCCUGUACUAUACCUGUUGGGCAUGUGAAUGAGCGGGAUGUCCCUGAUGGUGAGGCGAAAUAUGGUGCCAUGGAUGCUGCAGUCUACGGGCUUUACACUGGGCCGGAGAAGUACAAGAAUGUCCCCGUUUGUCUUCAGUUGGUUGGUGAGGCCCAGAACGACGAAGAAUUUGCCGAUUUUGCUGUGCAGGUUGAUUCAGUUUUGAACCUCGGGGGCAACGAAGCGUAA
Messenger RNA from Talaromyces amestolkiae, 1053 nucleotides. RefSeq lists its product as uncharacterized. The record is from RefSeq and is a predicted model, not a curated record. NCBI's taxonomy places the organism in Eukaryota, Fungi, Ascomycota, Eurotiomycetes, Eurotiales, Trichocomaceae. The transcript is spliced from 4 exons. The coding region runs from base 1 to 1053 and encodes 350 amino acids.